Exophiala mesophila is the source of this 1010-nucleotide messenger RNA. RefSeq lists its product as uncharacterized. Gene Ontology annotation, biological process: siroheme biosynthetic process. Gene Ontology annotation, molecular function: protoporphyrin ferrochelatase activity; precorrin-2 dehydrogenase activity. The transcript is spliced from 2 exons. The record is from RefSeq and is a predicted model, not a curated record. The coding region runs from base 193 to 969 and encodes 258 amino acids. Lineage: Eukaryota; Fungi; Ascomycota; Eurotiomycetes; Chaetothyriales; Herpotrichiellaceae.
AAUAGUCCACAGCAUUUGAAUAUCCAAGCCCCCCUGCGUCCAUCUUAUCGGUCUCUUAUCGGUCACGACGCUCACGCCCUCAAAGAUUUCAUCAUUAGUGGCUAUUUCUGUGCUUACCUUUUCUCCUACAUCAUCCUUUCUAGCCACUUGUUUGUCGCCAUCAAUGGCUGAUCGUGUGCCUUUGCGCACAGCAUGCCUUCCAAGUUCCCUGAGAUCCAGGGUGGAGGAUCUCUCAUUUUAGCCUGGCAGAUCAAGAACAAGCAAGUUCUUGUGGUCGGCGGCGGUGAGGUCGCCGCCGGUCGAAUCGUCAACCUACUGAAUGCCGACGCCAAGGUGACGGUCGUCUGUCCUCGUGAUGGAUUGAAUCCAGAGGUGGCCUACCGUGUCGAGCAGGGGCAAGUCAAGCACAUCGAUCGAGUUUUCCUUCCUAUCGACCUCGAGCCCGAAAAGAACGUCGCCAUGGUUCUGACCGCCAUCGACGAUCCUGAAGCCUCGACCCAGAUAUGGCAAUACUGCAAGAAGCUCAAAAUCCCGGCCAACAUCGCGGAUGUGCCGCCUGAGUGCGACUUUUACUUUGGAAGUGUCCACCGGGACGGACCUUUACAAAUCAUGGUGUCUACAAAUGGGAAUGGGCCACGGAUGGCCGCUGCCAUACGUCGGCAGAUAGGCGAGAUGCUCCCCGCGGGCACAGGAGACAGUAUCCAAAAAGUGGGAGAUUUGAGGAGAAGACUUCGGCGCAUGGCACCGGGCAAGACAACACGCGACAUCACCAAGAGAAUGGCUUGGAUGACUCGAGUGUGUGACAGCUGGAGUACCCAAGACUUUAAUGACAUGGACCAAGAUGACAUGGAGCGACUCGUUCAGUAUUACGAGAAUGGAAAGGUCCCUAGCUUUGAGGAAAUUCGACUGGGCUCGCGUGAUGAUGAUGUGGUAUGGGAAUUUGACGGGUCAUUUGGAUGGAUGGUGUAGGUAUCUCUACAUGAUAAUACAUUAUAUGUUCGACGAUCAAA